Molecule: messenger RNA, 582 nt
Organism: Cladophialophora psammophila CBS 110553
Lineage: Eukaryota; Fungi; Ascomycota; Eurotiomycetes; Chaetothyriales; Herpotrichiellaceae
Exons: 4
Coding region: 1-582 (193 amino acids)
Cellular component (GO): nucleus; CHRAC
Molecular function (GO): protein heterodimerization activity
Source: RefSeq, a predicted model, not a curated record
AUGCCUUACAACAAUGCUCCCAUUGAACCUCCAGAAGAGAUAACUGGCUCGACCCCCCUUCCUCUCGCGCGAGUCAAGAAGAUCAUCGCCCAGGAUGACGAUAUUGCCCAAUGCUCUAAUCCAGCUGCCUUCGCCAUAUCAGUGGCGACAGAAAUAUUCAUCCGCUACCUAACCGAGCAAGCACAUAACGUGGUCAAGUCAGAACGGAAGCCAAGGAGGAAUAUUGCCUACAAAGACAUAGCCACGGCCGUUUCCAGAAUCGACAAUCUCGAAUUCUUAUCCGACACAGUGCCCAAAACGAAGACAUAUCGCCAGUUCAAGGAGGAAAAGGCUCGAGAAGCAGCAGCCAAGGCUGCCUCCUCUGCAGGGUCACUAGUCAACGGCGUCAGCGUCAACGGCGAAAACGGCAGCGUCUCGAUCCAGACUAUGAUGAAGAACGGAUACCAGAACGGCGCUGUCAACGGGGUCGGGGUCAAUGGCACAAUGCAUGAGAGAUCAGCCACCGCUCGUCCGUCGUCGUCCGGCCAUUCGCGCAACCACAGCCAUCCCGACCCGGUCAGAGAUAUCGAGAUGAGUGGAUAG